UUAAUUUUUUUUUUUAUUUUCCGUGAAUCGAGUACUUUUCUUACCGUAAUGUACGCAUGUUUUAAUAAUCGAGUAUGGUAGUACUGUUCAACAGAAACAGCUGCUCGACGUCAAUUUCGUGUUACGCAAUGUAAAUAUUAUUGUUGAAUGGCAACAGGAAGAAUUGUAAUUUUACCCAAGUGAGAAAUACGGUCGACUUUUCGUCAAUUUUGGAAUGGCAGAAAAUAAACCUGAAGGAGGUGAAGGAGGAGGAGAAGCGGGAGCAGCGCCAGCUGAGGGAGAAGGGAAAAAAGAAGAGUCAAAGAAAGUUGUUCAUACAUAUGCUCUUGUUAAGUUCUCUGACAUGCCUGAGGAAAUGAGAGGUGAAGCUGUGGAGGUUGCAGUUACUGCAUGCGAAAAAUAUUCUUCCAACAAUGAGAUGGCUGCUCGCAUGAUCAAGGAAAGUAUGGAUAAAAAUUAUGGACCCUCCUGGCAUGUUGUAGUGGGUGAAGGCUUUGGGUUUGAAAUUUCAUAUAUGGAAAAAAAUAUCCUGUACAUGUUCUUUGCUGGUAAUACUGCAAUAUGUGUGUGGAAGUGUAUUUAAUAUUUGUGUUCAAACAAAUCAGUAUUAUGAUUACAUUUUAAACACUUUCUUUCCUGUUGAAAAAGAAAAGGUGAGGAAAGUUAUCUCAAAUUGCUUGUAGAACCAAGGAAUCCUUUUUUAAUUUCUUCAGGUUCAAUAUUGCCACUUUAUCCACACUAUUUAUUCUUCAUAUUAUUGUGUGUAUUUGUGUGAAUGCAUAUUGUAUAUAUUGUCUUUUCUUGGUUUCAUCCUUGACAACUUUUUUUAUGUCUUUGGGGUGAAGGAAUGUGCUUCAGUGAAUCAUUUCCUUUACAACACUAGAAAAGAGAUGCACAUUGAAGUGUGGAUGGAUACAAAUAUCCAAGAUUUCAUGAAGCUAUGACUCAAAACUAAGUCACUUCUAGAUUCCUUCAUAUUAAAAAUUCAAUAAACCUAUUACAUUCAUCUGUACUAAAAAAUACACGUACAUGAAUGUUUUUUAUAUUUGUAAAAAAAAAUUUUAAAAAAUAAAAACGAAUAAUUGUGACCAUUGAUCUCUAGACCAGGAAUGAUUGCAUUCAUAUGCAAUAAAAUUGGAUUUGAAAUUAGAUUUGUAGUUGAAAUGCCUUUGACCUUUCUUGACUGUAGUUUCAUCUCUAUUUAUGUAAAUCAUUUUGAGGAAUGAAGAAAUAGGCAUGUAAAGUAUUGUACCAAAAUGGUAAUUUAUUUAAUCAACUGCCAUGCAUUUAUAAUUCCAGAUUUUUAUAUUUUUUUUUAAUGUUUGUGAUAUUUAAUAGUUGGUGAAAAAUACUUAUUGCUGAUAAGUUUAAAUGAAGAAAAGAGGAGGAGGGGGGAUGACGGAUGUCCUUUUAAAUCAAGUUCAGUAUUUUUAGUAGUCAAUAAAGAAAAAUAAAAUAGACAAUCAGUAUAUGAACUAACCAUGUAUGCAAGACUAAUUUCUGCCAACAGACAUUUUGCUUUAGCUAUAAUUAGCUAGCUGUAAAAAAGAAAUAUUUUUUGUUAGCAUCAUAUUUUAGUUGUCAUAAAAUUUAAUGGCUCCUCACUUCUGUACUAAUUUGCACUGCUGCACUCCUUUCCUACUGUAUUAAUAAACUUCAGAUGCGAGCGUUUGCUUUUUUUCAAAUUUCUUGCUAAGGAGGUUCAUAAGCCAGAUACUGAACUAUGCAAGAUAGUUAAAUGAACCAGUUUCCAAUUCAAAACAUUUCUUCAUCACAGUUCUUUUGAACUUAAGUAACGCUGUUCAAGCAUAAUUGUUGCUGCUAGCUGUUUCCCCACUGGGCAAAUGCAUCAAAAGUUGAUAAAAAUUAUUAUGUUAUUCUUCUUCUUGUAGAAGUGCACCUUUAUUGUGGGAGGGAGAAAGAUUUUAGGAAUGCCUGCUGAAGGAAUGAUCUUGCUUAUAAAAUUCACUUUCCUCUGGUCAUGUGUAUAUCAUAUGCCAUAGGUUCUGCCAGUGCCUUGUGUACAGCAUUAAAUGUCAUUUUAUUUAUUUGUGUUCUUUGAAAAAUGAUCCUCUCUUCUACCUUUCUGAAAAUUAUGAAAGAUUUGGACAUGGACAUUUUCUCAUUCUGAAUAUUUACCCGAUAAUUUUGUACUUGUGGCAUGUCUAUUUUUUUUUAUAUUAUGUAAAUGCAAGACAAAGAUUUUCCUUUUAUUGUGGUGUUUGCUUUCAGUGAAUGUUGCUCUCACAAAAUGACACUGCUUCCAGGAGUAGCAUCUAUAGUAUAUUAUUUGUUUCAGACUAUCCCAAAGCCUUUCACAAUAAAUGAUCCUCAGUUGUUGCCCAAGAUAAAGUUUAUGAAGGAACAGUUUUCAAUGCUGGAUUUUAUCUGUUUCGUACAGCGUAAGAAUUAGCCAAAUGCUAGUAUGUAAUUUCAAAAAUUAACAAUAAUCCAGAAUUUAUAGAGACAUUACCAUAUUUCUUUUGUAAUAUAACACAAAUUGAAUGUCAUUAUUUGAGGGGAAAAGAUCCAAUAUCUGUUAUGUCCGACCACAAUACUUUCUGUGAUAAACUUCCUCUACCUGCUAAAGAGACCAGACUCUAGUAAUAAAAGGGAAUAAUUUUGGUUUGGAAAAAUAAUAUAAUAUUCUAGAUGCUACUCAUUGAGAUACAGCACAAACAUGCUUUAGAAUUGUGAAGAAUUUUUUGUUACCAUGAGAGUAUUUAUUCCAGUUCAGCAAAGGCAGUUAGCAUAGUACCUCUCUCUCUGUAGGUAUACGUCUUUUGACCUUAAUUUAUCUUGAGUGGCUGUUAAUUGUAUUUUUUUUUCAUUAAAUUGAUAGGAAUAAAUGAGGGGUUUUCUGUUUUUAAGUGAAAUGUAUAAUUUGUUUUACGUGUCGAUUUGAUAGAGGUGUGAGUAGCUAAGUAGUGUCUCAGUGCAAUAUAAUUUCAAAAAGAAGAGUGUGAUAAAUAAUUAGAAACUGAGGAUAAAAAGUAUGUAUUAUCAAUAGGCAUUGAUGAAAGAACAAAGGAUUAUAAAAUUCACAUAAUCUAAUAAUAUAUUGUGAAGAAUAUAAUUGGCAUAUUACUUAAUUUUAUAAAAUUGUUAGUAUUGAAAUGAUCUUUAUGAAGAGAGGUACUUUCCAGUUCUUGUUUUUAUUCUUGAAUGUAAAAACUGAUUGCACACAUAUUUUUCCUACUCUUGCCUUUGCUGAUGCUUUAUUUAUGAGUUACCAUUAGUUUAGUGGGUCUGAUAUACUAUAUAUACUCGUGAUAUGCUGUGAAUACAUAUAUUGUCAAUUAUAUUUGCCAAACUGGGUGUAGGGCAUGGUGCAUUUGAUUUGUGAUGAUGCUUAGAAAAUAACGACUUGGCAAGUAUUCUUCUUUUUAAUUGCCAGACCAAAUGUAGAAAUCAUUUGCCACAUAGUAGUUACCGUGUGUACCGAUGUUUUGAAAUCGGCUUAAACUGUUGUUACACUGAAUUUCUGUUCAGAAAUCCUUGAAAUCCAUUAGAAAAGUAAAUUCUUUAGCCACUCUAUAUUACUACAGUAUAAGAUCUCUUAAAAUGCAAAGAGAGAAGUGGUAUGCAAUCUUCAGAAAUUCCAACAAUGUAAUCAACAAAUUAUUAUGCUCUUCUCAGAGAUGCGUUUCUUGAAAUGAUUUUGUGUUGUGGUCAGUACCUGCAUUUUCUUCUAAUCAUCAUCACUUGUAGUCAAAUUGAACGAUAGCAGUAUUUUCUUAAAGAAGAAAGAAAAAAAAAAAGGAGAAUUGGUAAGCUGGUCUUAGGAAUGGAAAGAAUACAUUUAAUGAGAUUUAGGAAAACUUUAAAUUCUUUGCUUGGUGGCUGAAAUUACCUUAAUGUCACCAAUCAUUUUCCAUGAACCAUUGAUCUCAGUUAAUGAGGGAAAAUUACGUAAAUUCUAUCAGAAGAUUAAUUAAGAGAGACAUAGUUAAAAUUUACGUCUAAAGCAAUUUGAUGGCAAAGGGAGUGUUAUAGCCAGGGCUGGUGCUACAUAGGAGGUUGCCUAUGGAGCAAACUGGGGGUGGGGGCACAUUUUUAUAAGAAAAUAUUGUUUCAUUUUCAUUAUUUUGGCUUAUUGGCACUGAUUAUGUUAUUAAUAAAAUAAUUAUUUUGUAAGUAGAAAGCUUUGUUAUGCAUAAUUUAUUGUUUCAAUAAUUAAUUAUCAAAUUCAUUUUAGAUUAUGAUUAUCAUCAUGUUGAUAUUCUGAACAAUAAUAAGUAUGUGUUCAUCGUUUCUUUAAAUUUAGUAUUUAUUAUUGAGCGGUGGAUUAUAUUAUAUGGAGGGGCGCAAACCUCUCAUUUUGCAUGGGAUGCAAAGUGACCUAGUGCCGGUCCUGGUUACAGCGAGUAUAAACAAAAUCUUAGAAAAAAAUCAGCCAGAAAAUUUGAAACAGUAAUGUUCUUAUGACCUGCUUACAGAUUCUCUAAACAAUUUGGGCUUUGGCUUGCCAAGUCCAAGAACUUGCAGAAGCAACUGCAGGAAAUGUCACCAAAGAUAUUAUUAGUUUUAGAUAACAGCACACAAACGUGCUACAAACUCGGCUACAGGCCGAGAACAGAUCUUGCCACUAAAUAUAUUGUAGUCAACAAUGCUGUCUGUGAAUGCUUUUCAAGCUCUGUGAAAAUGUCAAGCUUUGUUCUUCUCUAGCAUUUUUUCAUAAGUAAAAUGGUUGUGAUAUUUUUAAUAAAUUUUAUUUCCUAAGAG
Messenger RNA from Gryllus bimaculatus (two-spotted cricket), 4725 nucleotides. The record is from the annotation of a GenBank genome assembly. Lineage: Eukaryota; Metazoa; Arthropoda; Insecta; Orthoptera; Gryllidae.